AAUGCACAAAAUGUCAGGCCCGAGGAUUCGGUGUCAUGCAUCAAUCAAACUCAAAAUCAUGAUAUUUGGCCACUAACUACCCUGCCAUAUUCAUUACGUGAUCCAUUCUCGCCGAUAUUACUUGACCACACCUGCAUCUCCUCUUACCAUCUUCCUCUUAUCUUCCUCAUUUCUUGAGUAUGCACCUCCUUCGCUUCUUUACGUGCAUCGCUUCUUGUCUCUCUAUUGCUCGUGCUUUCAGUGUGACAGUCGGGACUCCUACUGUAUGUGAACCUCUCAGCAUUUCAUGGACUGGUGGGCAAGCACCAUUUGAAAUACUCUUAGCUCCCUCUAACCAAAUAUAUCAGAAUAUACCUGUUCCUGCAUCGGCCUUCAGCAAUGGAAAAGGCUCUUAUUCAAUAUCGCAAUUGUCGUUGUUGUCGGGAACGUCGUUUGUACUCAUUAUGUCUGACGCCACUGGAUUUGGUUCGGGUGGGACGACAAACGAAUUAACUGUUGGGAAUUCGACCGCAAAUAACAAUUGCGGCGCUGCAAAUCCGAAUCCUCCAUACACGUUCGACUUGUCUCCGCUGACGCAAUGCAGUCCAUUUACCAUUACGGCCAGUGGUGCAGUCCCGCCCAUUACUGUUGGGCAACUUAUUCCUGGCGGACUAUCAGUACUAUUCAAUUCCGGUAGCAACACUUUUAGCUCGAUUUUAGAUGUCAGCGCAGGGACGAACGUCCUGUAUUUUGUCAACGACUCCUUGGGCAACCAAGGUGGGGUCUCUCCGUACGAGCCGAUCUCGGGGUCGAGCGAUUCCGCGUGCCUGAAUUUGCUGUCAUCCACUGCAGGCAUAUCGGCCACAGCCACAGCAUCGUUGUCAUCUAGUUCGAGCAGUCCAUCAAGCAGUCCAUCAAGUAAUGCAUCAAAUUCAUCAAGCAACAAUGUUGCUCUCAUCGCAGGCGCAGCGGGCGGCGGCACGGCUGUCCUUAUUGCGUUGGGCAUCCUUGGCAUAUGCUUGCGGCGUAAACGAAAGGCAUCUCGUUUGCUGGAAGUUCAGUCUUCCAAACAAAGCUAUCCACGUCAUUUGCAACGUACAGACCCAAAUUACGAAGCAGGUCCUCAUAGUGACGUCCCACCACAUUUCUCCUUCCCAUACAAGACAGACCCCCUCAGCUACCAUACCCGCUCCAUUCAUCCCAGCCUAGGAACCCAGUCAGAGAUGACCAAUUCGUCUGCCGGCACCUUCGCAGUUGGCGCCCCUCUCUCAUCAUUCAACCAGACACAACAUUCGCGCCAGAACUCCAACGCAGACUUUCCCGUCUAUGGAGAUAUUCGAAGUUCGACUGUGUCAUCAUCUAAUAGCCGCCAAUUACUCCUGUCUAGCGGAAACUCCACAGCCAACGAUCCUCGCACACUUUUCAAUCAGACACUGCAUUCACGCCAGAGCUCAAACGCAGACAUGUAUGCAGACGCUCGGAGCUCGGCUAUGUCAUCUGUUGACAGGCGAAUGGCUACCGUCGCUGAAAUGCAAUCACCAUGGGAGACCGUUCCCGUUAGUUACCUUGUUCCAUCCACUCAACCCGGAUCCCAGCCAGGUCCUAUUAAUGCGUCUGCCACCAACAUGGUGACUAGGGAUCAUCACGCACCCUUCAAUCAGACGCAGCCUUCACACAUGAGCCCUAACACAGACUUUCCUGUCUAUGGAGACGCUCAAAUGUCAGAUACGACACCUGCCGAGCAUAUGGCUGUGGGGGCUCGACCAGCAUCACCAUUACCACGGAAGGUAGACCUUGUCUACCUUUCUCCACCCGUUCAAACCGGAUCUCAAUCAAUUUCAACCUCUACCGGCAAUGUCGGAGUCAAGAACCCUCCCACGCUAUUCAAUCAAUCACAAAACUCCCAUCAGAACCCUGACACAGACAAAUUUGCUGUACACGGAGCAUCUGGGCCUCAGUCUAUGGCGCCAGCUAGCGCGCAAACAGCUUACCAACCCCCUACUCGAAUCAUCGUGCAUACCGACGCUGAUGAUGAUGUGCCAAGCAAUAAUGGCGUAGUUGAACUUCCGCCGCAGUAUUCAGAACAUCGGGGAAUCCGUGCCUCGUAAUCUGAGUCUGUGUUAUGAUUACGUCCCCACACGCUUGAGUAUGGGGAAACCUCUUGAAAAUCGAUUCAAUCACUCAGAAUUGCCGAUAAUUCGAGGUUCCGCUUUUAUUUAAGAGGUCCGGUCCAUGUUCCAUUGCAU
Suillus plorans is the source of this 2225-nucleotide messenger RNA. RefSeq lists its product as uncharacterized. The coding region runs from base 180 to 2087 and encodes 635 amino acids. The transcript is spliced from 7 exons. Lineage: Eukaryota; Fungi; Basidiomycota; Agaricomycetes; Boletales; Suillaceae. The record is from RefSeq and is a predicted model, not a curated record.